This is a messenger RNA of Ambispora gerdemannii, 1512 nucleotides long. The record is from the annotation of a GenBank genome assembly. Lineage: Eukaryota; Fungi; Glomeromycota; Glomeromycetes; Archaeosporales; Ambisporaceae.
AUGUUUAUAUUCAACAGACUUACCAUAGUAGCCACUUGCUAUCUGAUAAUUUCAAAAUACACAUUACCCACAACACUUGCAGACUGCCAAAAACAAUUCAAAACAUCGAAAUGCACGCUCUGCCAAAACACCCUAUACUCACUCUCGACACACACCCGACUAACCGACCCAGACUCACCAUUGAUUUGUCAACCGUAUCUACGACUGGCAGACUUUGUCUCCGAGAAUCAAAAAUCAUCCGGGAAAAAGGUUGACGAUAAAUCCGUAGGGAUAUCAGUAAAAAAUUCAAAUGACGACGAUUCUGCGUUGAUAAAGGGGAUUGACAAAUUUUGUUCGUUGCCCAAUCCUUGCGAUUCUACAACCGCGGAACAUGGAUGGUGGAAAAUUCAAACAGAUUGUGCAGAUGAAAUUCAGAAUUCGUAUGAUGAAACUGGGAAAACUAUCAUUUUUUUAUUUGGUGUUUAUUAUUUUGCUGCUCCGGAAUAUGAAACUAUUUGUGCCAAAAGUUCCUCGGGUGGUUAUAGCUGGGAUCAGAUAAGCUUCCAAAGCUACCAAUACAUACAAAAAAACUACGCCCAAUCAAACCAAGUAGUCUACACAACAACCUAUCAAUUUCCACCAGAGACACACAUCGACUACUCAUUCAAAAACCCAGACAAAAUGGACUCUUCUGUUAAAACCCCCUCGUCAAUAAUAUGCAGCCAAGAUUUUCUAAUAAUCACCAAAAUCUAUUUCGAUUUUGUGAGUGCUAAUCCACUCAAAUCAGCAUUCCAGCCAAUACUCUCGUUAUUAGCACAAUUGAAGAAUAACAUUACUGCUACCAAUUGCAGUGGAUUAUUUGAUGUUGGAAGUGGUGGUGGAUUAUUGGUGAAUAAUGGGAAUAAAACUAAAAAUAAUGUCAGCCCAGAUUGGGGAAACCAACCGCUGUUGAGUGGCGGGAAAAAUAAAGACAAGACUAAAGGAAAUAAUAAUACCGAUUCGAACACUGAUAGUAGUAACUCCCAUUCUUGGACUCGCGGAAAUGUCGAAAAUGUAGCAAAUCUUCGACGCGAAUUUAUUUUCAGCAUAGCCGAAAAACAUCGGGAUAAAAGCAAAUGCUUGACGUUACUCGGAUUCUUUUUCGCCAAUGGCUUCGGUACGCCAAGAAACAUUAAGAAAGUACUUCAAUUUUACGAAAAAGCUGCAAAAUUAGGCGAUCCUCUUGGCCAACAAGAACUUGGACUUUUGUACUUUUACAAUUAUAGAAGAUAUAAACUAGCAUUUUUUUGGCUACACAAAGCAACAGAAUCUCGAAUGGGCGGAGCAGCAUACUACAUAUCGAAAAUCCAUUCGAAAGGUUACGGAGUAAAGCCAAGCAAAUGUCUUGGCAUGUACUGGUUAAAAAAAUCUGCAGAACUUGGAUAUUUUGACGCGGCAAUUGAAUUGGCACGAUUUUAUGAAUCAGGAAUCGAACAACCGAAAAAUCUUUGUAAGGCUUUCUAUUGCUUUAAAAAGUCGGUGGAGAUUGAUUGA